AUGAAAAGCCCAUCAGAAACCUCUCAUCGCCCCCACCUAGGGUUGCUGCCUUUUAACCUCGCGCCGCCACCCUCCUCACUCCGUCUCUCGACGCCAUCACCUCGACCCUCCGCCGCCGCCGAAGAAGAAGGAGAUCCGGCCGUCUCCUGCCAUGGCGUCGGAGAAGAAGCAGUCGAACCCGAUGCGGGAGAUGAAGGUGCAGAAGCUCGUCCUCAACAUCUCCGUCGGGGAGAGCGGCGACCGCCUCACCCGCGCCGCCAAGGUGCUGGAGCAGCUCAGCGGGCAGACCCCGGUGUUCUCCAAGGCGAGGUACACGGUGCGGUCGUUUGGCAUCCGGCGCAAUGAGAAGAUCGCGUGCUACGUGACGGUGAGGGGCGAGAAGGCGAUGCAGCUGCUCGAGAGCGGCCUAAAGGUUAAGGAGUACGAGCUGCUCAGGAGGAACUUUAGCGAGACCGGCUGCUUCGGCUUCGGUAUUCAGGAGCACAUCGAUCUUGGCAUCAAGUACGAUCCAUCAACAGGCAUUUACGGGAUGGACUUCUACGUCGUUCUUGAGCGUGCUGGCUACCGUGUUGCCCGUCGCAGGAGGUGCAAGUCCCGUGUUGGGAUUCAGCACAGGGUGACCAAGGAGGACUCCAUGAAGUGGUUCCAGGUUAAGUACGAAGGAGUCAUCCUCAACAAGUCCCAGGCUAAUGCGUCAUAAAACCUCACCUGUAGGCGCAGCUGUUAGAACCUUCCAUUUGUCGCGAACACAAGUUCACCUCUGCAAGUUUUUGUUCACUUUGUACUCUAUGGCCUGAUGUUUAGCCAAAUACCUGAAAUCCAAAAGGCGUGACAUGCUCACUGCUGUUGCAUCGAAACAUGGUUAGUCUGAUUGUUUGGCGCCUCCUACGGCCUGUCUUUUUGACGAUUGGUGAUUACAAGCUUCAUCUU
Molecule: messenger RNA, 930 nt
Organism: Phragmites australis (common reed)
Lineage: Eukaryota; Viridiplantae; Streptophyta; Magnoliopsida; Poales; Poaceae
Product: large ribosomal subunit protein uL5-like
Exons: 4
Coding region: 152-700 (182 amino acids)
Biological process (GO): translation
Cellular component (GO): cytosolic large ribosomal subunit; ribosome
Molecular function (GO): RNA binding; structural constituent of ribosome
Source: RefSeq, a predicted model, not a curated record